AUGGAUCACGCGAAGAAGGGCGAUGCGGCGCUCAGCGCAAGCCAGUAUACCGAAGCUAUCGAGCACUUCACUGCAGCAAUCGGCGUGAACCCAACUGCUGUGAAAUACUACAUCGGCCGGUCUACAGCUUACCAGCGCGCCCAAAAGUUCCCCGAAGCCCUCACCGACGCCGAAAUCGCAGUCGUCCUCGCGCACAAGCGCGCAACGCGUGAGCUCAUCAAGGAUGCGCAGUUCCGACGCGCACUUGCCCUCUUCUUCCUGGAGAAAUAUGGCGACGCAGAUUUUGUGCUGAACAUUGUCAAGAAGCUGGACGAGAAGGAGAAGAUGCUGCCGAUUUGGAGCAUGAAGGUUGCGGCGAAGUUGAAGGACUUGCCGGAGGAUGAUGAGAAGCGGAAGGUUACGGUCAAGGAUGUGCCGGACGUUGAAGUUCCGAGUGCUCCGGCGGCGGCGGCGGCGAAGCCUGCGAAGAGCGAGACAGUAGAGACGAAGAAGACGGAGAAGUCAGUCGAGGCACCAAAGCCUGUGGUGCCGACACCAGCGAACAAGAUCAAGCACGAUUGGUAUCAGAGCAACGACAGCGUUACGGUCAACAUUCUUGCCAAAGGUGCACCAAAGGAUGCGACAGUCGUCGAGUUCGAGAAGGAUUCGCUUUCAGUCUCCUUCCCGAUCACUGACUCAACAUCUGAAUACCACUUCUCCGCCGACCCUCUAUACGCCUCGAUCGACCCGUCACAAUCGAAGUUCCGCGUCACGCCCAACAAGGUGGAGAUUACCCUCAAGAAGGCAGCGCAGGGCAUGAAGUGGCACACUCUCGAGGGUCUCGACCGCACAGUCGAACCCUCAUCCGACGAGACCAAGACCGCUAUCCCGUCCCAUGUCCUCACCAGCAAACCUGCCCAAGAAUCCGCCCCUGCAUACCCCACAUCCUCAAAGUCCGGCGCAAAGAAUUGGGACAAAUUGGCAACGGAGGACCUCGAUGACAAAGACGACAUGGACGGCGACGAGACCUCGCACUUCUUCAAGCAGCUGUACAAGGGCGCCACGCCUGAGCAGCAGCGCGCGAUGAUGAAGAGUUACCAGGAGAGCGGCGGCACGGUGCUUAGCACGGACUGGAGCAACGUGGGUAGCAAGACGAUUGUGCCUGAGCCUCCGGAGGGCAUGGAGGCGAAAAAGUAUGGAGAUUGAGAUGGAUGGAAUGUGGGACGGACAAACUUUCCUAUUUAAUAGCAUAGCGAGGUGCUUGUUUUCUUAGGGAUAUACCACUGUAGAUGAUGCUUAGCAAUCAAUGUACGGACGAAAUGUCAAGGAAA
Molecule: messenger RNA, 1310 nt
Organism: Parastagonospora nodorum SN15
Lineage: Eukaryota; Fungi; Ascomycota; Dothideomycetes; Pleosporales; Phaeosphaeriaceae
Exons: 1
Coding region: 1-1185 (394 amino acids)
Biological process (GO): protein stabilization
Molecular function (GO): protein-folding chaperone binding
Source: RefSeq, a predicted model, not a curated record